Closterium sp. Naga37s-1 is the source of this 522-nucleotide messenger RNA. Lineage: Eukaryota; Viridiplantae; Streptophyta; Zygnematophyceae; Desmidiales; Closteriaceae. The record is from the annotation of a GenBank genome assembly.
AUGGGCGCGAGGGGUGAUGGGCGCAAGGGGGGAUGGGCGCAAGAGGGGAAGGGCAAAGGAGUGGGAAUGGGGCAAGAGCGGGUGCUAACGGUCAUGCUGUGCUGGUUGGCAGGCCAGGCGACACGUGCCAGUGCUGCUGCAAUGUCCGCGUAUGGCGAGAGGGACAGCGGCCUUGAGAUUGCCAGUGUCUUGCCCAGGCCCUCUGGUGGUGAGGGAGCAGUGGCGGCAGUGGUGGCCGGCCGCGGCGGAGGCCAUGAGGAAGGGCGAGGAGAGGCGAGGAGGGGCGAGGAGGGGCGAGGAGGGGCGAGGAGGGGAGGGGAGGGGCGAGGAGGGGAGGGGAGGGGCGAGGAGGGGAGGGGAGGGGCGAGGAGGGGAGGGGAGGGGCGAGGAGGGGAGGGGAGGGGAGGAGGGGCGAAGAGGGAGGGUCGAGGAGGGGAGGGGAGGGAGGGGAGGGGCGAGGAGGGAGGGUCGAGGAGGGGAGGGGAGGGAGGGGAGGGGCGAGGAGGGUGUGCUCACGCGUAG